UGGGAAAAGUCAAAAGGCAGCUCCGCUAGAAACACUUUGCUACCAACAAUACGUUUGGGAUUAAACUCGACUGGCAGUGUACAUAUGUGGCACACGCAGUAGUUUAACGUUUCUACAUUUGUUCGAUGAGUGAUAGUAAAAGCAUCCAUCCUAUCGUGUUGAUAGUGCGCUGUGCAAAUUGUGUUUUAAGCACAAUCCAGCGUAAUCUGGACCAUUGCAUCUGUAAGAGAGUUUGGUUGUUGAUAAACUCCAGCUUUUUUGUCUAGUGAAUCCGUCGGAUGCAGAAUCUGUUCAAUAUGGAGAAAAGAAAUCAUGAAAUGAACAAAUUGAAGGAAUAUGAAUCAAUCAUUAGCUCUCAAAAAGAACACAUCAAUCGGUAUGAAAGUCGGCUUAAAGACAUUAUCGUAGCCUAUAAAGGUUUGGCCAAAGAAAAGGCAGCCUUAGAACAAUCUUUACAGACACUCAGUGCCGAUAGUGCGAGCGCAGACAAAACAUCUUAUGUUAAACAAGAAGCUGUUGAUGCAAAACAAUUGCCGGUGGUGUCGAAUGAUGAACAAGUCCAAAAAAUAAUGCAAAAUCUGGCCACUAUCACUGCUGAACGAAAUCGUAUCGAAGAAGUGUUGAAGAGUGACAGAAAUCAGCUGCGUCAACAAUUAACAAGUAAGGAUGCAACGAUAGAGGAAUUGACACGGCGUAUCAGAAUAUUAGAACACCAAUCGCAAGCAGACUCGAGCAUGGCUAGUACAAAUGGGCCUGUUGAACGUUUCGUAAAUGGUGGAAAAUUCGAAGAACAGUCGUUGAAGAUAAGAGAGCUCAAGAAACGGUUAGAUGAUGAACGCAACUUGAACGAACAGUUGGAACUGCAGUUGGCUAAUCUGAAGACGCAAUUUUUACUUAACAUCCCCGACCGUCAGGCGGAGCUGAAGAAACGUGCCGAAGGAAAGAACGUUAAUUCGAUGAACAUAAAUGCGGAAAAAAAUCCGAACAACUCGAUGGAUUUAAAAGAAUCGUUACAAGAUUUGCAAAAGGAAAUGAACAAUCUAAAGAAACAGUAUGCAGUUGCUGUAGCAGACGAAAAACAACGUGUACGCUUGGCGGAGGAAAACAGUAAACGAUUGCGAGAGAUUCACGAAGAACGUGUAGCAAACUUUGAAUCCCGUAUAAGGGAGCUUAGCGAAAUGGUUGGUAAGUAUGAUCGCUUGAAAGAGCAGGAUAAGGCACACAUUUUGCAACUGAAAAGCACCAUUGCUAGUCUGCAAACAAAGUGUGCAGAAGAAAGCAAUGACAUGCCAAGCGAUAACUUUGAUCGUGAGUCCAUAGAAGAUGGAUACGGUACACGUCAGACACAGUUUGCAGCCCAUCCUGCUAAGAGUCUCGAAGAAACUGGUGACACACAGGCGGCUGAUGUUAAUUUUCCCUCCAAUGUCGUUGUCCAGUUGCAGCUGGAUGCACAAAAUGAGCUGGAAAAUUAUAAAUGGCGUUACGAGCAGUCAAUGGGAGAAAAUCAGCGUUUGAAAAAGGAACUGUUGUUAUGCCAAGAAUGUGUAACGCAGCUGAAACAAAAGCUGGACUCACAGAAACAAUUGACUGCCCAGCUAGAAUCGGACUUGCAUCAAAAAUUAACAGAACAGCAGAUUGCCUUUAAAAACGAAUCUGCCAAACAUGGGGAAGCUUUAAGCGCAAUGCAGGCAUCGUUCGAGCGGCAGAUCGGCCAUCUUCAAGAUUCUUUGCAAAAACAACGCGAACGUUCGCUUGCGGUAAUGGACGAAAAGGACGAAGAGAUCAAAACGCUGCGAACCUCGCUGGAAAUUAUUUCCCUAUCAUCGUCUUCCUCCGUCCGGCAACAAGAUUCCUGUAACGAACCUAUGGGCAACGUGAAAGGAGAUCACAAUCGUUGGAAUGCUAGCAAUGAUUCUGCUACAAUACUAACGCCAUUUACUUCUUUAGCUGAUGAACAUCAGCAUAUACUUCAUUAUGCCCAGGAAAUUGCUCGUAAAAAUGUCGAAAUCAGCGCCCUUCGUACUUCGAAAAAUGCUUCGGAAGCUACAUUGCGGAAGCUUGCACAAGAAAAGAUUAUGAUCGAAGAAAACUUUAAAGAGCAAAUAUCUCAACUAGAACGGGACGUCGAGCGCUUGCGAAACAAUAACCACCUGGAAGGAUCAAAUUUAGAGUAUUUGAAAAACGUUGUGCUCAGUUUCCUUUUAACGCGCGAUACUGAGAGUAAGAAACAUAUGACCAAUGCGAUAGCAGCAGUUUUAAAGUUUGAUGAAAAUGAAAUUCAAGCUGUAAACAAUAUUAAACAUUGAAUAUAUGGAGCACAUCAUAUGCCCAGUUAAUUAUCCGCUAACUUA
This is a messenger RNA of Anopheles stephensi (Asian malaria mosquito), 2351 nucleotides long. It is a transcript of the gene GCC88, whose product is annotated as GRIP and coiled-coil domain-containing protein 1. The record is from RefSeq and is a predicted model, not a curated record. NCBI's taxonomy places the organism in Eukaryota, Metazoa, Arthropoda, Insecta, Diptera, Culicidae. Gene Ontology annotation, cellular component: Golgi apparatus. Bases 279 to 2306 code for a protein of 675 amino acids. The transcript is spliced from 2 exons.